AUGGUAGCCGCGGAAAAUUACAUAUGUCGUCAAGCACAAAACGAAGUCUAUGGCAAUGAGAUCAACACACUACGUGCGAACAAGUGUCUUCCGACGUCGAGCCCACUAUUUCAACUGACGCCAAAACUAGAUCCGGAUGGGAUCUUGCGUAUAAAUGGCAGAAUCGAUGCCGCAUACUGUCUGCCAGAGUGUACACGCCGUCCAAUUAUUAUACCGCAGAGACAUCGCCUUGCGUCUCUUGUCCUUCAUCGAAAGAAUCAUCACCAAAACAACAGGUUAACGAUCAAUGAAAUGCGUCAGCGCUUUUGGGUGCCACAUGCACAUGCCGUACUGAAAGCUGUAAUAAAAGGAUGUCCAGUGUGUGUACGUCAGUCGGCCAAGCCGACCACGUCUUUGAUGGGUCAGUUACCACGCGAUCGUCUAACGCCAUACGUCCGCCCAUUUUCCUAUACCGGAAUUGAUUAUUGCGGCCCGUUCUUCGUCAGCAUUGGUCGACGUCGUGAGAAGCGUUGGAUCGCCGUCUUCACCUGCCUAACCACAAGAGCGAUUCAUCUCGAAGUGUCAGUCGAUCUUUCAACCGACGCAUUCUUGCUUUGUUUGCGAAAUUUCGUGAACCGCCGGGGAGUACCAGUUCGCAUAAGAAGCGAUAACGGGACCAACUUUGUUGGAGCACAACACGACUUGGCAAAAGACGAGAGAAUUUUCGAUUUUGAAGCUAUUCAACGUGAGACGUCAAGGGACUGGAUCGAAUGGAAAUUCAGUUGUCCAGCCAAUCCAGCCGAAGUCAUUCGCAGCGCAAAAGCCGACGAGAACAUACCACAUAAACCCGCGCCUAACGCGGUUUUCUGUAAUUCGCGCCAAUCGCGGUUGAUGUAA
This is a messenger RNA of Rhagoletis pomonella (apple maggot), 876 nucleotides long. RefSeq lists its product as uncharacterized. The record is from RefSeq and is a predicted model, not a curated record. Gene Ontology annotation, molecular function: nucleic acid binding. Lineage: Eukaryota; Metazoa; Arthropoda; Insecta; Diptera; Tephritidae. The transcript has 2 exons. Bases 1 to 876 code for a protein of 291 amino acids.